AUGAGUGUCUCCGAACCGACGGCCAAUGUGCCCAGCGAUGCUCCGGCCCAUUGCCCCGGCACACAGAGUGAAGAUGCGGGCAAAGCUUCCGCGUGUGCUGGAUGCCCAAAUCAGCAACUGUGUGCAACCGGUCCGAAAGGCCCUGAUCCGGCUAUAGCACUUGUGAAAGAGAAGCUGACCGAUGUGCGGAACAAAUUGUUGGUCCUGUCGGGGAAGGGUGGCGUUGGUAAGAGCACAGUAACGGCCCUUCUCUCCCGUGCCAUGGCCCAUCGUAGUCCGGAUCAAAACUUUGGCGUUCUCGAUAUCGACAUUUGUGGACCGUCGCAGCCGCGCGUGCUUGGUGUGUUGGGCGAACAGGUGCAUCAGUCCGGGUCGGGCUGGUCACCGGUGUACAUCGAGGACAAUCUCAGCCUGAUGUCGAUCGGGUUCCUGCUAGGCAGUCCGGAUGAUGCAAUCAUAUGGCGCGGACCGAAGAAGAACGGCAUGAUCCGACAGUUUCUCACCGAGGUGGAUUGGGGGCAGUUGGACUAUCUGCUGCUAGACACACCACCGGGUACGUCGGAUGAACAUUUAUCCGCAACGACUUUCCUCAAGGGUACAGACGGCUCGUGGGGUGCGAUUCUAGUUACAACACCACAGGAAGUGGCAUUACUUGAUGUGCGGAAGGAAAUAUCGUUCUGUAAGAAACUUGCCAUACCAGUGGUGGGUGUAAUCGAGAACAUGACCGCCUUCGUAUGUCCCAAAUGCACUACGGAAUCAAGAAUUUUCCCAGCCCGAACCGGUGGCGCUGAACAGAUGUGCACGGAAAUGGAAGUGCCGUACCUUGGUCAGCUUCCGCUCGAUCCCCGGCUGACCAAGUCUUGCGAUGAGGGUAAAGAUUUCGUCACCGAAUUCCGCACCAGUCCCACUGUGAAGGCGCUCGACGAAAUCGUAACGAAAGUGCGGCAGUUUUUUGGAGAUGAAAACAGUGAACAAUAA
Messenger RNA from Anopheles marshallii, 978 nucleotides. RefSeq names its product cytosolic Fe-S cluster assembly factor NUBP1 homolog (gene Nubp1). The record is from RefSeq and is a predicted model, not a curated record. NCBI's taxonomy places the organism in Eukaryota, Metazoa, Arthropoda, Insecta, Diptera, Culicidae. Gene Ontology annotation, molecular function: 4 iron, 4 sulfur cluster binding; ATP-dependent FeS chaperone activity; ATP binding. Gene Ontology annotation, cellular component: cytosol. The transcript has a single exon. The coding region runs from base 1 to 978 and encodes 325 amino acids. Gene Ontology annotation, biological process: iron-sulfur cluster assembly.